Molecule: messenger RNA, 510 nt
Organism: Ustilaginoidea virens
Lineage: Eukaryota; Fungi; Ascomycota; Sordariomycetes; Hypocreales; Clavicipitaceae
Exons: 5
Coding region: 1-510 (169 amino acids)
Biological process (GO): Arp2/3 complex-mediated actin nucleation; actin filament polymerization
Cellular component (GO): actin cytoskeleton; Arp2/3 protein complex
Molecular function (GO): actin filament binding
Source: RefSeq, a predicted model, not a curated record
AUGUCUCAGUCUCUGCGACCUUACCUGCAGUGCGUGCGCAGCAGCUUGACGGCAGCGCUCACCCUGUCCAACUUCGCGUCGCAGACGGCAGAAAGGCACAACGUUCCCGAGAUCGAGGCUCAGACAUCCCCCGAGGUCCUUCUGACGCCACUGACGAUUGCGCGAAACGAGAACGAGCGCGUCCUUAUCGAGCCGAGCAUCAACUCCAUCCGAAUCAGCAUCAAGAUCAAGCAAGCCGAUGAAAUCGAGCACAUCCUGGUCCACAAGUUCACCAGAUUCCUGACCCAGAGGGCCGAAUCGUUCUUUAUCCUGAGAAGAAAACCGAUCAAGGGCUACGACAUAUCCUUCCUGAUAACAAACUUCCACACGGACGAGAUGCUCAAACACAAACUGGUCGACUUUAUCAUCCAAUUCAUGGAAGACGUGGACAAGGAGAUUUCGGAGAUGAAGCUUUUCUUGAACGCGCGAGCCCGAUUCGUGGCCGAAUCCUUCUUGACUCCGUUUGACUGA